This is a messenger RNA of Lytechinus variegatus (green sea urchin), 3738 nucleotides long. RefSeq names its product histone H3-like centromeric protein cnp1. Gene Ontology annotation, cellular component: nucleosome. The record is from RefSeq and is a predicted model, not a curated record. Lineage: Eukaryota; Metazoa; Echinodermata; Echinoidea; Temnopleuroida; Toxopneustidae. The coding region runs from base 143 to 640 and encodes 165 amino acids. Gene Ontology annotation, molecular function: DNA binding; structural constituent of chromatin; protein heterodimerization activity. The transcript has 4 exons.
CACGUGACAUUCGCGGCGCGUUGAUGCAAAUUUCGGCAUCGCGUUACCCGGAGCUCGGAGUCUGUUGUAUGUUACUUUCUUGCUUGGAAGUUUACAAACAAUUUUUUGAAUGGAAUUUAAUUAAAUAUUUGUCCCUUCAAAAAUGCCACGGCCUUUACAAAGUGAAAGACAGAAUGCGACGCCCGCUAGUACCAGUAAACGAAAAAAAGAUACACCUCGCAAGCGGCAAGGGGCAACGUUUGGAACACCAGCUGGAGCUGCACGACCAGCGGGGAGUAGCGGGCGAGAGUUGGGACAAACACCGCUGUCAUCAGGAAAGAGACAUGGAACAAGACGGUUUAGACCGGGGACUCGAGCUCUGAUGGAAAUCAGAAAAUAUCAAAAGACUACUCAUCUCCUGCUCAGGAAACUUCCCUUUGCUCGAGUGGUAAAGGAAAUUUGUCAGAUCUUAAACCCAUCCUCCGAACUUCGCUGGCAAGCUGCAGGAAUUAUGGCAUUACAAGAGGCAGCAGAAGCGUUCCUUGUCCAUCUCUUUGAAGACUCGAACCUUUGUGCUAUCCACGCCAAGCGAGUCACCGUCAUGCCAAAGGACAUGCAGCUUGCUCGACGGAUACGCGGGAGAACAGACGGACUUGGGUAGUACAUUGUAGGAAUCUUGAUUGUACAAUAUUAUUGACGUUUGAUGGACGGUGAUCCUCUUUUAAACCUAUUGCUUCAUCAAGUUCCAAUGGCCAUCAAAACAUUGGUAUAUAGGCCUGUAUUCUGAAGUCUUGGUUGUUGAAAGGUCAUGGUUUAAAAUUAUAGGAAGCUGUUAUGUUUAUAUUUUAUGAUUCUUGUGUUCACUGUGCUCUGUCUCCAUGCUUUAAUGGUGUGUUGAUGAUCAUUCCCAGAUAUUUAUGAAAUGAAUUUGACCAUUCAAAUGUGUUGAGAAAUUGAUUCUGUACUGUUACAAGUUUGUGUCGAAAAUGGCUAUCCAUAUGAAAACCUCAAAUUAGGACCUGGUUUAUCACCCCCGGGUUCAGAAUAUGGGCCUUGGUGUCUUAUGAUUAAAUUCUCUUUGAAAGCAGGAGAGCUUUGAAUGGUAUGAUUUUAAUCUGGCUUUUAAAAAAAAGAGAGAUGUGUUUGGAAUAAUUGACUCUCAUGCAAUAUUGAAAGAAGUACAUUCUUGACAAGUGAUCAUUAGGAUUUUACAAUUACAAUUUUACAUACUGUAUGUUGAAAGUACAUGUAGGAAGGUACAUGUGUUCCCCAUUAUUGACAGGGGGGGGGGGGGUGGUUGAAUACAGAUAUAUCUGGUUGUGCCACUAAACCUGUACCCACUUCAUAUUGACAGAAAACGGUCCCCUUUAUUGGAGGAUUUUUAAAUCUAAAAUAAUGCCCUAUUUUGAAUUUAAAAGGGUAAAAAUAUCUGCUACUAAUUGUGAAAUGUCAGAAUCAUACUCCUGAUUUGUUAUGUUAUUUUUUCUCCACAAUUCCAUCAGUUAGAGUGAUACGUUGCAUUUCCAUACACCCUAUAACAGGUUAAUCUUUCUCCCAUAAGGGGAUAAAUACAUGUACAUUGUAGCAUUUAUUAAUUUUGCAUCACUUUUGGUUCAAAAUUCACCAUUGCAGACACUUCAGUAAUUUUGGCCUAAUUCAGAAGUUUUGUAUAAUUUCAUUGAAUGAUUCUGGGUGUAAAUCCUAAAAAAAUGUUUUGCGUGUUACCCGAAAAGCCACUGCAAGAAAUCGUGUUUUCUAUAGAUUGUCCUGGUAUACAGUAAGGAAAGCGAUAUUUCAAGAGAGUUUUAUGAAUAGUUUAUACAGUACUGAGUAAUUCAAAUGAUCCUACAUGUAUAUAAUGAAUUCAUUUUAAAAGAGGAUCACUAUCACUAUUGUAGAUAAAAAUGUAUAUUUUAAUAGUUUGUUAAUACAAUCCUUGUGAAGUUUGCAUCUCACUUUGUUCUUCCAUUUAGUCUAUUUGAGAGUACUGUAAUCUUAUCACAGUUAUCUUGUUUCAUCUUUUUUUUUCCAAGUCUAAUCUGCAUUGUCUCGUUAGGCUAUGGGAGUCGUACUCCUGCAGAAGAAACAUUUCACGAUUGUUGCAAGAAAAAAUAAUACUCGGCAACCCUGAAACUAUUAGGCAAAUACAGGUAUUCAAUUGCAAAAUGGAAAGCGAUUGAUGUUUUAUUUUUGUCUUCCAGUUUUUAAUAGAAGUUCAACCAAUUUUAUGUGGAUAUAUUUAUGCAUUCAUUGAUAAAAACAAUAUUUGAUAUUCAAGAAACAAUAUAUUUUAAAAUUUCAGCAACUGAAAGAAUUUUACGUGUAUUUGAAUAGCCUAUCCAUAAAAAGCGUUGGGCUUGCCUGUUACUGAUGGUACAUGUAUGACAGAGAUGGACAGAUGGCAAGGACAUAGCCGGAGUGCCGGUCAUCACUGGUGAAAUCGUCAUACAUGUAAUUCUUUUGUGUGAUUGUCUAUUCAUUUACAUUUACACGUGUGAUUUACGAGACAUCCCAUAUGUGGUGAUCAAUACUUUUUUUUCCCCCACCAGUCAAAUAUCUCUAAAAGUUGAUGUUGAAACCUCACUGCUUAUUGGCCUAUUUUUGGACAGAGUCUCAUAAAUAUUCAUAGGUUUUUUCCAAUUAAAACAAUCUAAGAAGGAAUGAACAUUUGCAUUGAUCUGUAAUAGUUACAUGUAUGAUAGGCACUCACGCCUAUGCCCUUGUUAAUGUUUGUCUCCUUAACAUUAGAAGCUUAACAUUUGCAUUGUAAAUACAAUUUUUUUUACAUGUAUAUACAUAAUGUAUUAUUUUUAUUGUGCAGAUUCAUCAUUGAUAGCAGUUUGUCAACUGAAGAGGCUACCCUGUUGAAAUAGAAAUAAAUAAAUAGAAUACAUUCCACCUAAUGCAUGAAGUCAAUACCAAAUGUCUGUGGUCUUGGAGGGGGGGGGGUAGAUUUUAACAGGUGUGUAAUAUGGCCACAAGAAUUAUUUUCAUACAUUUUAUAAAAUCUGAUGUUUUUAACCUGAAAAUUGUAGGAACAUACAAGUUAUAGAUUAAAAAUUAUAACACCCUCUCGAUUUGCAGUGCAUAUCUUUAUGUUAUGAUCUGUUCUUGUAAUUGACCAAUUGUUUAGCAGUGUGACAAACAGGUGCUAUUUCAGUAAAUGUCAUGAGAAACUGUCUGUGCACAAUGAUUACAUAUUUUAUUUUUUAUUCAUUGUUACAGUGGAUGGGUAUGAUUGAAUUUUAGUACAUUUUAAGAAUAAGUCUUAAGGAUAGACCCUUAUUUUUGAAAAUUUGCUUGAAUCAAUUUUUGAAAUGGUAUUUCAAGUUUCCAUGAUGGAAUUCUGUUUCUCAUUCUGCGUGUACAUCCAACAAGUCACCCAUGUGCCUUUGAUUCUGGAAGGUUGAUCGCAAGUGUUCAUUAUAUCAGUAUAUUAUGGAGUUAUAAAUGAACUCUCAUUAUUUCCUGCAGUCUUCAAGUGCCUUGGAUGAAAACUAAUUAUUAAUUUAUAUUGAUAUUCAUCUUUUGAUAAUGCUAGUUUAAAUUCAAGUUUGAAUUUGUGUGUCAUGUUUCUUUAGGGCCCUGUUGCAGAAACCUUGCAUUUUAAGUUUUGAAUGCAAAUCAAGAAAUCGGUCGCAUGUGAAUUAUCAGCCAAUCUGAUUUGCAUUUUAACAAUAAUGUUGAAUGUAUCCUUUUAGUGUGACAGGGUCCUAAUCAGACAGGGCAUAGUUAUUUAACAAAAUGGCAAAUAAUGAA